This is a messenger RNA of Amphibalanus amphitrite, 5473 nucleotides long. RefSeq lists its product as uncharacterized. The transcript is spliced from 29 exons. The record is from RefSeq and is a predicted model, not a curated record. Lineage: Eukaryota; Metazoa; Arthropoda; Thecostraca; Balanomorpha; Balanidae. Bases 695 to 4381 code for a protein of 1228 amino acids.
ACCGACUUUUUCCUGUUCACCAACCAUCCGUAAAUUCUACGCCUACUAAACAAAUCUAAAUGUUAUUGUUUGGUAACUCGUGUCGUAGAAUGAAUAAGAAAGACCAUGCAAAAUGAAGGAGCUAGCAGCAGGCUAGGUGAAUCUUGCCACCUGUCAACAUGCAGCCAGUCUUCCCAAGUCUAAACUAAAGACCGGGUCGCCGGAGACAGCUGACGGCGACGGAGGCGGUAGACAAGGCGGAACAAGCGGAAAAGUCAGAAGAUAAGGCAGCGAACAAGAGGAAAGGCGGAGGAAAGGCCAGAUUGGCGAGAAAGUGGAAGCGGAUAAGUGACAGGAAAUAAAAAGGGAACCAGCGAAAGGCGACGGAGAGGGCGGAGGAAGGCGGAAGAAGUGUGAUACGUGACCUGGUGAUCAUGUGACCUGCGGUGACCGGUCACCUGUGUGUGGCGCAGUGACCUAUGCGCAGUGACUCAGUGACACUGGGCGGUGGUCGCCCUGACAGUCCUCCAACCCUGAGAGCGCGCCGCGGUAGACGGAGCUAAAAGUGAACACGGUUACCGUCCCACGAUCGUACUCAACUCUCUCGUCAGAUGACGCCGUCAGCGUGCCGGUGACGUCACACCGUUCGGAGUGGUGACGUCACCGGUGUGACGAGGAGUGACGUCAUCAGCUGUCCGUGACACAACCAGUCGUCAUGUCGAGCGGCAUCAUCCAGACACUGACUGAGCGGGAGCCGGUGAAGUUCGAGAUUCCCACCGAGGGUCUGAGCAGCGCCGAGCUCCGGCUGGUCAAACACAUUCAGGAGGUGGCCGAGGAUUCGCUAUACCACUGGAGGACGUUUCCCCUGAUACUCCCUCCUCCUGUCGCCGUUCAACAUCGAGAUGUCGACUCGUCUUCCCUGGCGCGACGGAAACCCAUCAUCAUCAGGGAUCUGUUUGUGGCGCCGUGUUUCGAUGAGCUGGAGGCGGUGGCCCUCGACUCGGGCGGGGAGCCGCGCAAACUCAGCGGAAAACAGCUGGCCUCGGUCCGGGAGACUGGCAGCUGCAGCAAGGCCAAGGCUUUGCCCCGUCGCCGCCUUUCAACGCACCAGCUUCGCUCGAUUCGACGACGAGGCGAGUUCGAGGUGGAGUCUCUGAACUUCACCGGCCAGGUGCACCGGUGGCGCCUCUCUGAGCUCCUCCAGAAGGGAACAGAGCGGUCCUUCAUCACCUACCAGGACGACCUGGCGCUGUCACUCAGGUUUCUCAUCAUCACCGCACGGGGUCGGAUCGGCUCACAUUUCUUUUCACUCCGGCGGUGUUUGAAGUCGCUUCUGCGGGGUCUGACGCUUCUUCUCGACGUGUUACUGGGCUUUCCCUCCACCAAGAGCUGUAACCUCGACUCAAAACUGAUGGAGGAGCGGUGCAAGUACCUGGUGACCGAGCUGGUCUGCAAGCCGGACCAGGAGGCGGCUCUGGAGGAGCUGUGCGCCUACAUGCGCCGUCAGCUGGCCCGUCUCCGACUGGAGAAGUACCGCCCCUCCGAACAGGACCGGCCGCCGCUUAUAUACACCUUCCACACUCUGCACGGGCUGACUGUCGACCUGCGACUCUUCAACAGGGAGGUGAUGCGUCGCGCCGUACCGGUACUGAGCGCCAUUCUGGAGCGGGAGGCGCGCGGCUGGUUGGCGCCAUUUCGGGAGCGCGUCAUCACGGAGCUCAAAGGCCAGGAGCUGAGCGAUGAACAGAUCCAGGCGAGUGCUAACCGCGCGGUACAGGACGAGUACCUGCGGCGGGUACUGGACGCCGUGUACGCCAGUGAGGAGCUGUCCCAGCUGGAGGAGGGGGUCAGCAGACUGCUGGCAGAAAACGCACAGAGCAGGGUACUCAUGCACAGGGCGGUGGAGAACGUGGCUCGGAAGUUGGACAGCUUUCAGCGCGGCCUGAAACACUACCUGGAGACCCACCACCCGGUCAAGUGCCGCAUCCCCGCCUGGGUCCGACUCCAGUUCAGGGAGGCCGAGAGCCGGUUCAUCUCGGAGCACCAGUGGGCGGCCCACGAGGAGGCCCUGACCCUGUGUCGGGAGAGUGGUCUGCAACAGACCGCCUACUUCCUCCAGAGGGACCUCACAUUCAUGAAGGAGAGGGAACCGGUGCUUCAGAAGGAGCUCCGUCGGGUGACCACACCCACCCGGCAGUUUGAGUGGCGAACGCACAUCUGGCUCUGGGCCAACUGGACCGUUCACCGGCGAUUUCAGGGUGACAGCAAGACGAUCCCUACCGUGAUAUCACAGACGCCGACCAGCAUCACCAACCCGCGCAACAACGCCAACGAGCCUGUGUUCAUUCUGGAGAAGGAAGUGGUUCGCUCCACCACCACCAGGUGGCUCUUCUGGCGGUGGAACAACUUCCUGCACCGGCUCUGGAGCUGGGGAUCCAACGGCCUCUACAUGCUCGGGGUGGUGAUUCCAUGGAGCUCGCCGCUGAGUCUGAGGGCGCUACUCUGUGUCCAACCCUUCACUCCGGAUCUGGAGCUGUCGCAGGUCAACGGGACACUCUGCCCCAGAAGGUCAUCCCUGACGCCGACUCUGACCUCUCGGCUUCUGUCGCUGUGGAGACACAUCUCCAAGAGCCGGACAGAGUUUGAGACCAGCCCCGACACCGGUUUUAUCGGCAAGGACAUGACGCGCCACCUGAACCGGCUGUGGAACUACGCGCUGAAGGGUGUGCUCGGUACCCUGCUGCUGGUGCUGCUGUUCCCAGCCGCCUGCCUGGCCGUGUCGCUGACUAGUCUUCUGCUGGCCGCAGCAGUGCCAAUCUGGGUGCCGGUGGCCGUGCUGCUGUUCCACCUGUUCAUGGUGUGUGGGUACGACCUCGACUCCCCGGCGCCAGACAGAAACCGAUGGUGUGUCGUCCUCGAGGCACUGCUCUGGAACAUCGGCGUGUUGGGCGUGCUCCAGCCGGUAGCGGCGGUGGUGGUGGGUGGACUCAUCUGUCCACUCAUCGCGCUCAUCCUGCUCAUCUACGGUUGGCUGCGGUGGGGUCUGCGUCGCCUGUGGGACCGGACCGCCUAUGACCUGAUCAUCAGUCGAAAGGGCCGCAUUCCGUGCUCGGAUAGUCUGCUGGUGACGCGAGUGCACGGGCCCGGUCUGUCGUCAGACUACUGUCUGCAGAUCCGUCCGGAGCAGGCGCUGGCCGCCCUGGAGGCCCGUCUGGAAGCGGACGAACUCCUGUCCUUCCAGCAGCAGACCGAGAGACGCAUCCAGCAGCCGCAGCAGGCGUUUGGACAGUUCGUACAGCGUCUGCUGACGCCGUUCUCGGUACAGCUCUGUAGGGACGGAGUCUACGGGCAGCUACACGCCGAGGCACAACAGCUCACCAAUACGCUGCAGGAGCGGAUAGAUAAGCGAUUGCAUGACCUACAGACCGGUCUGACUCCUACUCAGAGGAAGAAGGUCAAAAUGACACCCAGGGACCUGAAGCUGUGUCUGGUGGCGGGCGCGCGCCUGCUGGAGCAGUUCUACCCGCAUCACGUGCUCUCCCGACUCCCGUCGGGUGGUGCUGAGUUCUGGGAGGGACGCGGUCUGGCCCCGGCCGACUGGCCGGCCCUCUGCGCUCUCCUGCUCACCGAGGUGUUCUCACAGGAGGUGCUGACUCCGAUGGAGGAGAGCGAUACGAGGUUUUACCUCGAGGUUCACCGAGUAAACCUCAGCCGGUACACGGAGCUACUGCGAUCCGCCGCCGCCUCCGAUCCGCCGCCGGUGCUGGCAGUGCAGACGGCCAAAAACAUCCAGGUGGCGCCGCCGUCUCUGGACGUCAGCUGUUUCUCGCCGGUCGGCAGACAGAGACAGACGGGGUCGCAGUCGCGGAGAAGCACACGGCAGCAGCUGCAGCCCUGGAAGCGGCACCGCCACACGCCCUUCACAGCAGAGAAGCUACAGAUCCCACUGCCUCUUCCACAUCCAGCUCGAAUCGCCGCCAUCGUGUACAACAGAGAUACGGAUGAUCCCGUAGCAGCCGAUGGACCCCUGUCUGCCGCAAUGUUUGCUGCUCUGGAAGGAGCCGAACCCACUGGGCAAACGCAUGCAGAGAAUGAAGGAAAUGCGGGGACAUCUCGAGGGGCCGAAGCGCAAGUGAGAAGGGAAGGGGAAGGUGAUGAUUCGGCAUCGUCUUCGUCUGCGUCUGCGGCAGCGGCGACGGCAGUGGCUACAGCAGCCUCGGCAGCGAGGGAGGACUCUGAGGCUGAAGAGGCGGUAGCGGCUGCGACUGUGGCGGUGGGAGGGGCGGCCGGCGGACGGGGGGAACCUCACGUGGUAGUUAUUCCGCUCGGUGACCUCGCCUCGGCUGCCGAGCUGGGCGCAGGGGACCUGGUCUCGCACAGUAUCAGGACAACAGAUGUGUGAGAGGGUGAGAGCGUGAGGGUGAACUGAGUGAGAGAGGUGAGAGCCUGGUGACGGACACGCCAGCACAGCUCAGUAUCUGGUGAGUGAAAAUUGGUGUGAUGAGAGUGACGCACAGGUGAUGAUGGCUGCUGGACGAUGCCGUGAGGCUCGAGGGUGACUUGGAUGGCCACUGAACGAAUGAUCGUUGGAGCUGAUGGAGAAUGUUCUCUGCCACGCACAAACUAUCGUUGGUCUCGCUUGUACCGCCACGGCUCUCUACUCUCACUCCCUUUCCCCUCUCCCCAUGUGCCCCUCCCCAGCCUAAUCCCGUCCAUGCCACUCCCCUACGAUUAUUUCUUCCCGUCCCCGCCCCUCCCCUCGUUGGUGCUUCGUUUCGGCCAGUGCGAGACGCCAGUGCUGCCACCUAGUGAUGGAUGCGUGAAGUUCAGGUCGUGUUUGGAAUGUGUAGAUGAUGCCACAUCCGAACCGCUGCCGGAUUUUACUGUUUUGAUGAGAUUAUCCUUGUCUCGCCCACCGCCAAUUUAGAGAAUGCGUGACCUUUGUCGCGUAUCACUUGUGGUUUGGUGCCAGAGGUGUUUUGUUACUCGGAAUCGUUUGACUCAUUUUGUGGGCUACGCGUUUGUAUGGCUGUCAUGGAUGUUGCGCCGGGGUACGUGAGAACGACGCAUUUCUACCAAAUCGAUCGCUUACGGUUGUUCGAUGCGUUGUGCUUUUUACACAUUGCUUCCACUGUUUUUUUUUUUCGUUUAGGGAGCUUUUAUACGUGCCAAACACUAUUUUUGUUUUGAUGUUUUUAGCACAUUCGUAACUUGUCCAGCUGUUGCUUUUGAACGUACUCACUCAUUUUGGAUCAUUGUAUGCUUUUCAUAUGUUUUAGCACUUUGUUAUCCCGCUUAGUGUAUCUGCUUACUUCUGCUUACUUGUCCCCAAGUGCAAUGCUACUCGUUUGUGAUUCCUGCUCUAACUGAUAUCUCGCCGCUGUUGUUCUUGUUCAGGUGAUGCUAUCGACUAUGAGUCGUGCUUUUUUCGAUAUGUAUGUGCUGGAGAGGUGGAUUUAUCUCUCGCUGAGAAAUACAAUGGCUCGUCAACCUG